UACAACUACUUUUACAAAAUGAAGGAGUAACGAGAAGUGAAUACAAACUUCACAAAACAAUAAUUCCAAUUAAAGAAGCUUUAAAACACGAACAAACACUUAACAGAACACAUUUAACAUACAAUCAAAUACGAACUGCAGAACAAACCAAUCAAAAAAUAAUAAAUAACCCAAGACUUUAUAGAAGUACAGAAGAAGAUACUGGAGAAGUAAUAGAACACUUAGAAGAAUAUCCUUACCAAGAAAUAUUUUUUAGAAACAUAGAACACAAAAACCAUUACAAAAAA
This is a messenger RNA of Racocetra persica, 287 nucleotides long. The record is from the annotation of a GenBank genome assembly. Lineage: Eukaryota; Fungi; Glomeromycota; Glomeromycetes; Diversisporales; Gigasporaceae.